Sceloporus undulatus (fence lizard) is the source of this 493-nucleotide messenger RNA. RefSeq names its product putative neural-cadherin 2. The transcript is spliced from 2 exons. The annotation marks the transcript as partial. Gene Ontology annotation, molecular function: calcium ion binding. The record is from RefSeq and is a predicted model, not a curated record. NCBI's taxonomy places the organism in Eukaryota, Metazoa, Chordata, Lepidosauria, Squamata, Phrynosomatidae.
AUCCAGUUGGCUUUAGGGGUGAAUGUUUCUCAAAUUGAUGUGGAUGAAUGCCAUAGGGCAGACUGCAGUGGAAGCAGUGGCUGCACAAACUAUAUCACAAUGAGUGACACCCCCACCGUGAUGGACACUGGAAGUGUGUCACUUGUCUCCUUAACCACCAGUGUCAGUGCUGUCUGUACCUGUGCAGCUAGAGAGAGAAUUCAUCGGUCAUGCAACUCCUACUCUCACAGCCCAUGUUUCAAUGGAGGGACUUGCAUUGACAUGUUCAGUGGUUACAGAUGUCAAUGUUCUGCUUCAUUUCAUGGACCAGAUUGCCAGCAGACAAAACACAGUUUCCAUGGGAAUGGCUAUGCGUGGUUCCAUCCCAUCAGACCUUGUUUUGAGAGUUCCCUGUCCCUCGAGUUUAUCACUGAAGUUCCAGAUGGGCUUUUGCUGUAUAAUGGUCCUUUGUCAGCUUCGGGUUUUGGGAACUCAGAAAACUUCAUUGCAAUAG